AUGUCACCAAGACAGAUCAUCUCAAAUAUUCCUCAGAGUUAUGAGGCCGCACUGAAGGCUGGCGAUUUGUUCUUCUUCCCGUCGACAGUGAUCAAGCUCGUCGAUUCCGACAUUGAGUUCGAGAUAAGAGUAUGCCCAGCAUUGCAGAAGAAACCCACACUUCCAUCCCUUCACUUCGACACGGUCGGUCUACCAGUCGAAUCGGACAGAGGAGCGCCUGAUAUUAAAGGAAGGACGUUGGACCCCUUCUCCCCACCUUAUAACCCCAACCUUUACGUCGGAGAUCUCAAAGAUGAGGAAAGCCAAGAGGAAUUCGUUAUCCUGCUCAAUAAAUUCUCGGUCGUCCCUCACCAUUUCCUGCUUGUGACAAAAGAAUUUAAAUCGCAGACAUCUCCGUUGUUGCCGUCUGAGCUUGUCCAGGCUUAUACUCUUAUAUCCACUGCCUCUCGAGCAGGAAAACAUUUCUUUGCUUUUUAUAACUGUGGCGAGAACAGUGGGGCCAGUCAACCACAUAAGCAUAUUCAAUUUAUUCCUUUGAAUCCUGAAGAUGCCAAGGGACCGCCUAUAGAGCAUCUUGCAGGCCAAGUGAAUCUAGAAACUCCAGAUAAACCCUUCUCGCUAACAAAGCUAUCCUUCGCCAACCACGUUUUUCGCCUAUCACCCCGUUUAGACACAUACCCACUUGAUGAGCUAGAAAGGGUACUUUCGAGUGCCUUCAUGCAGCUUUUGGAUCUCGUUAUAUCCACUAUCCGGCACGACCCAGAUUACCCACCUGGAAAACCAUCGUACAAUGUGAUGUUGACCCUCAAUCACCUGUACCUGAUCCCUCGACGACGAGAAACACAUACCCUUCAAGCCACUGGAGAAAAGCUCAGCGUCAAUGCACUUGGAUUUGCUGGCAUGUUGUUGGUUAAAAGUCACGAAGAACUUGAGGCUUUGAAGGACGAGUCUAUUUCGAAAAUUCUUCGUGGGGUUGGGUUGCAAAGUGUACACGAUUUGCAAGUUGAGGGGCAGUGA
This is a messenger RNA of Laccaria bicolor S238N-H82, 1017 nucleotides long. RefSeq lists its product as uncharacterized. Gene Ontology annotation, biological process: nucleotide metabolic process. The transcript has 6 exons. Lineage: Eukaryota; Fungi; Basidiomycota; Agaricomycetes; Agaricales; Hydnangiaceae. The coding region runs from base 1 to 1017 and encodes 338 amino acids. Gene Ontology annotation, molecular function: ATP binding; ATP:ADP adenylyltransferase activity. The record is from RefSeq and is a predicted model, not a curated record.